Molecule: messenger RNA, 2061 nt
Organism: Trifolium medium
Lineage: Eukaryota; Viridiplantae; Streptophyta; Magnoliopsida; Fabales; Fabaceae
Source: the annotation of a GenBank genome assembly
GAUAAAGAUCCACAACGGCUAGGUGAAGGCUAUGAUACGGUGGGUAAAGACUCUCAACAUGUCACAGUCUUUGGUCAGAAUUCUGCAGAGGUAAGAGAAAAUCACAAUCUUGUGAAAGCAACAGUUUGCUCAAAAUUAGGAGCAGAAGUAGGUAAGGAGGUUGAAAAAGGUGGAGCUGAAGUUGAUUUAUCAGUGGAGGUAGAGGUGGUAGCGCUGACACAAGAUGAUAGAUGGGAGGUUGUGGGUGAAAAAUUAAGUAACAACACAGACAAUUUUUCUGCGCAGCAGGAAGAAGACAGAGAAGAAGGUGGAUCGAAUGGACUAGGUCUUGGGGAAAAAAGUAGUGGUGGGUCUCCUUUAAUGUGUGUCUCCAACUUGGGGUGUGGGCUGGAUGGGUUGGGCCCAAUAGGGGUUGAAAAUAACCAGGUGGACAAAAAACAAAAAAAAGUGGUAAUAUGGGAGGAUGAGGUGGAUAAGAGAUACGUUGAUAUUUUGAGGGGUAGUUGCUCCAAUUGGGCUGGACUACCAAUUGGGCUGGGCCAAGAGAAACUGUCUGCAGAGAACCAUCUCACUAAAUUUUUAAAAGACAAGGGAGUGGCUAAGCUGGCUUUAGAAUAUGAAUUAGAGGUGCAACAAGAAAAUACUGGCCGUGUAACACAAGGGACGGGACAGCGGAGCAAUUUAUUAAAGGGAGGAGGAGGUCAUACAAAGAAGGCAGCUGGAGGUUUUGGAGGGUUUACUAUGUGUGAUAGGUUGGUCCAAGCGGUUCAAAGGGGGGGACGUGGUAAGAAGGGAAAGAGGAAGAAGAAAGGAAAAACGGAGAAUAAAUAUGAGGUCGAAGGGUCAAAUGAUUCAAUUAGCAACGAUUCUACAGAGUUGGAGGGUGUUGUUGGAUGUCAAAAAAGUAUACAAGUUUCAGCAAUAAAAGUGGUCCUUGUAGAAGGUGAAUCAAAUGUUGUGUGCGACUUGGAAAAUCGGGCGUAUCGUAUAGAAGCAGAGAGGCUAUUUAAUAUAGGUUUAAACAUGGGAGCUACAAGUAUCGUUGAGAGAAUUUCAAUGGUAGAAAGACUUAUGGAUAUGGAAGCAAAUGAUGUUACCAGAGAGAAAAAGAAGGUGAGAGAGUUGAUCGGGAGACAAAGGGUGGAGUUAAUUGCUUUACAAGAAACAAAACUUGGGGAAGUGGAUAGUAAGCUUUGUGCUCGGCUUUGGGGUGGAGACAAUGUUGGUUGGAGAAACUCUAUAGCAAUUGGUAGGAGUGGCGGGUUGCUAACUAUGUGGGACAUUAACAAAGGUUCCUUGUUGUCGUCAUUUCAAGGGCAAGGCUACUUGGGAGUUUGCUUAGAAUGGGGGGUGAAGAAACUAAGGUGUGUUAUUUUGAAUGUAUAUGCACCAUGUUCUCUAAAUGCGAAGAAGACGCUUUGGGUGGAUUUAUUGGUUGCUAUGCGGGUCUACGGUGCUGAUCAUUAUUGCAUUCUAGGAGACUUUAAUGCGGUAAGGAGUAGGGAGGAAAGGAAGGGGGUGAGAGUAGGCGGAGAGGUUGUUGAGGACAUGAGACUUUUUAAUAUCUUCAUUGAUAACACCGGGUUGAUCGAUCUACCACUCAUGGGAAGAAAAUUCACUUGGAUGCAACCAAAUGGGAGGUGCUUAAGCCGAUUGGAUAGGAUUUUGGUGUCUCAAAAUUGGCAUAUGGAGUGGGGUAAUGUGUCUCUUUGGGGUCUAAAGCGGGAUGUGUCGGAUCAUAGCCCAAUUCUUUUAAAGUACGAUGAUCAUGAUUGGGGCCCGAAACCCUUUAGAUUCAAUAACUUUUGGUUGAGUAAUCCUAGCUUUCGGAAGGUGGUUAGUGACGCUUGGGGAUCCUUUGAGGUUAGGGGUUGGAAGGGGUAUGUAGUGAAGGAGAAGAUGAAAUUGCUUAAAGGGUCUCUCAAACUAUGGAACAAGGAGGUUUAUGGUAACAUUGAUAAAAAAAUUGAUGACCUCACAUUUGCAAUUGAGGAAUUGGAGAUCAAAAGCGAAUCGUUGGGGUUAUCCGAAGAGGAACUUGUCAGGGUCAAAAUGGCUUAA